AUGGAGGAGGCCGCCAGAGCACACUUCUUCUUCCACGGCCAACAGGGUCGCGAGGAGGAAAAAGCCGCCUGCCACGCCUGCCAGAUCCGCUCCUUCCAAAACAACCAGGACCACCCCGUCACCCUCGUCAACCACGAGGACAAUGCCAAGCUGGACCCAGACUUCCGCUUCGUCGACGCCUCCAUCCUCGGCGAGGGCGUAGAGCCCAGUAGGGAUGGGUUUCGCUCCGGCUGCGACUGCCAAGAGGGCGAGGACUGCCAGUACGGCUCCUGCGGCUGCCUCCAGGACGUCGACAACGACAGUAGUGACGAGGACCAAGACCACGACGGGGACGAUGAGCAUGCCAGACAUUACCGUCGCAAGGCGUACUCGUACCACUCCCACGGCAGCAAGGCUGGUCUUCUCCGCUCCAAGAUCCUCGCCACCCGCCAGCCCAUUUACGAGUGCCAUUCCAUGUGCGCGUGCGGGCCAGACUGCCCGAACCGCGUGGUCGAGAGGGGACGUCAGAUCCCCCUACAGAUCUUCCGCACCAAGAACCGUGGCUGGGGCGUCCGGAGCACCGUCGACAUCAAGAAAGGCCAGUUUGUCGACAAGUACAUGGGCGAGAUCAUCACGUCGGCCGAGGCCGACCGCCGGCGUAACGAGUCCCACAAGGCCGAAAGCAAGGAUGUCUACCUCUUCGCGCUCGACAAGUUCUCCGACCAGGACUCGCCCGACGAGCGGCUCCGCGGCCCGUCACUCGAGGUCGACGGCGAGCACAUGUCUGGCCCCACGAGGUUCGUCAACCACUCGUGCGACCCGAACAUGCGCAUCUUUGCGCGUGUAGGGGAUCAUGCUGACAAGCACCUGCACGACCUGGCGCUGUUUGCGAUACGGGACAUCAACCGAGGGGAGGAGCUGACCUUUGACUAUGUCGAUGGCGUCGAGGACGAAGACAAUGACGCCCUGGAUCCGGAGAAGCAGAAGGACAUGACGAAGUGCUUGUGCGGGAGCGACAAUUGCAGAGGCUUCCUGUGGUGA
Messenger RNA from Microdochium trichocladiopsis, 1020 nucleotides. RefSeq names its product histone-lysine N-methyltransferase. The coding region runs from base 1 to 1020 and encodes 339 amino acids. Gene Ontology annotation, molecular function: histone methyltransferase activity; protein binding; zinc ion binding. Gene Ontology annotation, cellular component: nucleus. NCBI's taxonomy places the organism in Eukaryota, Fungi, Ascomycota, Sordariomycetes, Xylariales, Microdochiaceae. The record is from RefSeq and is a predicted model, not a curated record. The transcript has 2 exons.